Messenger RNA from Oncorhynchus keta (chum salmon), 1006 nucleotides. RefSeq lists its product as uncharacterized. The coding region runs from base 48 to 947 and encodes 299 amino acids. The transcript has 3 exons. Lineage: Eukaryota; Metazoa; Chordata; Actinopteri; Salmoniformes; Salmonidae. The record is from RefSeq and is a predicted model, not a curated record.
UACUGAGUGGUAAGUCCUACCCUCUGCCAUCUUUCUCCGCCAUCAGCAUGACAACAAGUGGGACCUCCAAUGCUGCGGCCAACAUAGAUGCUGAGGAAAGGGAUACCAUCAGUUGUUUCGGUGUACCUCAGAGCAUUGUUUGUGAUCAGAAUUCAACCAGCCCGGAUGUUGCCUCGCUUUCAACCCCAUCCACUGACAACUUAGUCGGUGAUGAUGACUUCACCGGCCUCAUCAGCAUGUUAGUGGUGAGACUUCUGUCAAAAAUCCAAACCCAAACGGAUCUGUACCCAACUGACGUCACACGCACGUCACAAGACCUGAUUCCAAAAGUUAUAGCUGCCUUCUGUGCAUGGUCAGGCUGCUCUGAGACCCAAGCUUAUCCCAAGAACCUGAAGAGUCACAAAGUAUACAGCACCGUCUACAAACAUCUGUUGAAGGAGUUUGGCUCAGAGAAAAUACUCCAACUGGCCGUGUCGACUCAGGACUCCACAUUCAAUAGGAUUCUUGUGAAGUCAUUGAGCAAGGAGCUUCUCCACAGUUGUAACGAGGCAUCAAGAGCAGCCUCAAGAACAUCUUUCGAAGCCACCAGGCCAGAAGCUCUUCUCAUGGCUGAAGAUGUGAAGGCUACCAGAGGGAAGCUGUCUUUCCUACAAAGGCUUGCCAGACUGAAAUUCGACUUAAAGCCAUUCAUGAUGGGAAACAAGAAGGAUUCCAAGAAGAAUUCCUGCCCUUCUGUAUCUCAAGACCAGACUACUGCUGAAGAUAUCAUGUCUUUUACCUUCGACAUCAACAAGCGACGCACGGGCUGGUCCUGCAGACUCCCACGCCCAUGGCCCAGGAGAAGGCUGGGGGCCACCUGCUCACUCACGUCCCAGCCAUCUCCUUUGAGACCAACUCUACUGUGGAGUGCACCUCCAAGAGGACUCUUGAAGAGAGGGACCGGGUGAAGGUUAAACUGGCCAACAUGGCCUUGAUGGGAAGGAUCAAAAGUCUUGGCUGUGAAAUG